Molecule: messenger RNA, 2834 nt
Organism: Paramuricea clavata
Lineage: Eukaryota; Metazoa; Cnidaria; Anthozoa; Malacalcyonacea; Plexauridae
Source: the annotation of a GenBank genome assembly
UUCAGACAUUUCCAGGUAAUUCAGAUGAAACUUCAAUAUUUGCAAACUGGGUGAAUGAUUCUGUUACUGCAAGGCAUAUUCGGAUUGAGCUACCACAAAGUAUAGAACGUCCAUGCCUCCGUCUUGAACUAUAUGGCUGUAAAAAAGGUAUUUACCCAACAAACUGCACUCCAUGCACUGUUCUUUUAUUUAUGUAAGACAAAACGUGGUAUACGCGUAGAUAUUGUUAAUUGGCAUAACUAUGCCUUAAGCAUUUUGAAGAUAUGCAUGUUCAAAAUCGAUAUCAAACUCUAUUUUUUGGCACUUUAUCACAUGCAAAACUAUACACUAUCACUGCUCUCCGCCGGUCUUCCGAUGGAGAGCAGUAUGUGCAUGGGCAAAGAUUAAUUCAAUUAAGUUUGAGCGCGGAUAUCACAAAGUCGUUUCAUUUGAAAUUCUAUUUGUUAUACAUAGUGCAUGAACAAAUAUUCAGACACAGACAAUAUUAGCUACAUGAAAUUAGAAACCUGAGGAACAGAAUCUUGUAAAACUCAAGAUAUUGCAGGGACCGCGGAGACGGGGGGCUGGGGGGAGGCUUUAGCCCCCCCCCCCACUUUUUUUGACAGCCAAAAUUAUUAAAAUAGAAAUCUAAAUGAAACUUUCUAAAUUAAUUAAACCUCACCCUUUAGCCCCCCCACUCUCUAAUACGCUCCGCGGGCCCUGUAUUGGUAUAAAAAUGUUGCCGUUUGAGUAAGCAUGUACUGAGUUUUACGAAAUGUCCUUCAAUAUACUGUAUGCAUGGGCUAUGAUAUAGUAGUUCAAUAUUUAGCUUUGCUAUAAUCGGUGAUAUCAUUAGGCUUGUAGUGGAAACACGAGCGGCUUCAGAUAAUGUCACAGUAGCAUGCAGGUUUUUAUGGAAAACGUUCAUUUUUAGAUGUGGUAAUGCCCGUUAUCGAACAAAAAAGUUAUUCAAAGUCACUGAACAGGAUCAUAAAUAGAACCAUUACCUUAAAAUGUCAAAUCCGUGGUCAAGCAGGAACGGAAGUUACUUGGAAAAGAGAUGGCCAGCCACUGCAAGGAUCAUCUUUUGAAAAGAAUAAGACAGAAUACCCCCAUGAUUUGGUGAUUUCUGCAGUGACAAAAACACAGAUAAAUAUCACUUACAAAAAUGAUCGAGAUAUUUAUGAUAACUUUAAUUGUACAGGAAAAAGAAAUAAUUCCCGAAGAUUACUUUGUAGAUCUGUCUAUAGUUGUUCAGCAAGUUAUCCAGGUGCAACGACUUCAUCUCAAGGGGAUAUUCCUGUGACCAUAACACCAAAUAUAGGUAUAGGAUAUUGGUAAUAUACAGGUAUAAUACUAUAAAUUUCGUUUUAAGGAUACCUCUUAUAUACUGCACAUUAUAGUUGUAGCGAUUUUCAUACUGGUGCCAUUACUGCGAUUGAACAUGCCAGAUUACGAUCCAUCUCGCAAAUCGUAACGUAUUUUUUUGCUAUUUGGUUUGUGGCUACGAUAUAAUGCGGAAGAUGCCUUGGCCAGGCUAAUUUCCUACACUGUCACUUAAACGAUCGAUUUGAUGUUCAAUUGUUUCCAGAUAAAAAUACAUCAUACAUGAAAGUUAUUUCAUUGUGCGCAUGGCGUCAACAAGGCGUUUUUUAAUACCAUGUACUGGUGGGGCAUUUGCCCCACUGGGCCCCUUCCACUGCCCAUGCACCACUGAAGAAAAAAAAAUGGCCUAUUGCCCCAAAGCCAGCGCCCUAGGACCUGUAUUGAGUAAAUGAGUUUAAGAUUGAAAAGAAGUUUAAAAAACAAAAUUUGUUGGUGAGCAUACUUAUGUUAUGUUUGAAUGUUUAGCAUGCAAUUUAUUACAAAUUUCACCAUUAAAGCUUUGUUUUGAGAAGCUGAGAUUUUUUUAAAAUAUGUUCUCAGAAUGCAGAAAAUGCUAUUUCAGAGACCCAAAUUUUAAAAAUUUCCUGGGGGGGACAUGCCUCCAGCUUCAACCCCCCUAGCUAACUUGUACCUGCGGUAUUCUGCUCACACCUUUGGCGAUCGCAUACUAUGCUGGGGGAGGGCAAGGAAAAUAGGCCCUUUGGUAGUUUUGCCCCACCACUGAAGAAUCCUAAAAAAUACAUGCACUGCAUAGCGAUGAUAUAAUAUCCGCUUUGGUUGGUCAUUUGAAAACACCACAUUUUAAAACGAGAAUCAGGUGGUAAUAUAUGAUCUUUGCAUGUGUUCAUUGUCCUCGCUUCCUGCAUUGGCUCAUAAUUAAGUAUCAUACAUCAUCGUAGCUUGUCCACCUAGCUCCAAUGAUCUGUAAGUCUUGUAUUAUCAAUGAUGAAGAUGCGGACACCUUACGGAUCGGAAGCUUUGCAAAAGCAAGUACAUGCAGUAUCCAGUGAAAGUGUAAUCCUUUUGGAAUCAUAAUUUGAUACUUUCGUCGUACUUGAUGUUAAACUUACUCGGUUGAAAGAAGUCAGGAGAAUUUAAAGACAAUCAUUUCUCUCUUUUGGCGAAUUCUAAAAUUUAUCUUAAAGUUUGAGCUGUAAUCUAUUUUAGUUUUGCCUGAUGUCUCCGGGAUGCCUUCAAUCAGCAACAUCAAAUCACGGUCAACUGUAAUAACCUGGGAAGCAGCGGAUGAUUACUUAGAAAGUCUACUGGAAAGAUAUAUCGUUCGUGUUUCAAAUGAAAACUACACGAUGAAAAUCGAUGUAACUUCUGGGACAGAAGAGAACAAUCUGACUUAUCAUCUGCUAAAUCUGACAGAAUAUACAUCCUACAAGGUCAGCAUUGCAGCAGAAAGUGUCAUCGCUAUCAGCAAUUUCACGGAGAAAAUGACUUUCUUGACAUUUUGUAAGUAA